Zychaea mexicana is the source of this 1242-nucleotide messenger RNA. RefSeq names its product glycoside hydrolase superfamily. Gene Ontology annotation, biological process: chitin catabolic process; carbohydrate metabolic process. The transcript has 7 exons. Gene Ontology annotation, cellular component: extracellular region. NCBI's taxonomy places the organism in Eukaryota, Fungi, Mucoromycota, Mucoromycetes, Mucorales, Lichtheimiaceae. The coding region runs from base 1 to 1242 and encodes 413 amino acids. The record is from RefSeq and is a predicted model, not a curated record. Gene Ontology annotation, molecular function: chitin binding; chitinase activity.
AUGUUACUUCCGGCAAGAACAUUGGCAUUCCUUUCCACUGUACUUCUAUGGUCACUCACGGUUGUUGUCCAUGCCGCCCCUUCCACUGGCAAGGCCAUCACUGGCUACUUUCCAAACUGGCUGUAUGCUCGCUAUCCUGUGACCUCCGUUGAUUUCUCAAAGUAUACGCAUAUCAACUAUGCUUUUGCUAUCAUGAUCAAGGGCAACACCCCCGAGUGGACAGAUGCACAACAAGUCGAAACCCAAUUGCCUCAGCUCGUCAAGGCCGCUCAUGACAAAAAUGCCAAAGUUUUGAUCUCUAUCGGUGGAUGGAGUGGCUGUCUUACGUUAAGUCCCAUGGCAGCAAGCGCUUCGGGUCGUCAAGAAUUCAUCAACUGGAGUACCCAACAAAUUGACAAAUAUGGCAUCGACGGUAUUGAUAUCGAUUGGGAAUAUCCUGGUCGUCAAGGCGCUGGCUGUAACGUCAUUGAUCUUCAGAACGAUGCCAAGAACUAUCUGACCUUGUUGCAAGAGAUGCGCGCUGCUUUGGACAAAAAGUACAAGAAGGGUACCAAGGAAUUGACUGCUGCUGUCCACGUUCGUACAUUCAACACGCCUUCUGGCAACAUGCAAGACGUCAAGGCUUAUGCUGCUGUUCUCGAUCGCGUCAACCUGAUGACGUAUGACAUUAACGGUGGAUGGAAUACGACUACUGGACCCAAUGCGCCUUUCAACUUCCAACCAGGUUUUGGUGAUAGCGAUAGCUUUGUUUCUUCCAUUGAUGGUUGGCUCAAGGCAGGUAUGCCUGCAAACAAAAUCUCUCCCGGUCUCGCAUUCUAUGGUCGCUCAACCACUGCCACUGUCGAUAUGAGCAAGACCAAUCAAUAUCAGCCUCAAAAACAGAGUCAAAACCCCAAAGGCGACUCAUACGAUGCAUUCUGGCAAGAUCCUUACUGCAGCAAAGACCCUGGAAGCAUGUCUGGCAUCUGGCGGUACGGCAACUUGCGCUCGGAAGGCGUCCUGACAACGCCAACGACGGCAGCAUCACCCUGGAUCCGCAAAUGGGACAAGGUGACACAGACGCCGUGGCUCUUUAACCCCACCAACAAGACAUUCGUCUCGUACGAUGAUCCUCAAUCGAUUGCUGUCAAGGUCAAGUACGCCAAGAGCAAGAAACUCGGUGGUGUCAUGGUUUGGUCGGUCGAUGAGGAUUCUUCGAAUGGCGAGUUGUUGAACGAGGUUGCCAAGUUUCGAUCCGGUUAA